Messenger RNA from Arabidopsis arenosa, 1099 nucleotides. The record is from the annotation of a GenBank genome assembly. Lineage: Eukaryota; Viridiplantae; Streptophyta; Magnoliopsida; Brassicales; Brassicaceae.
GCCAAUCUCUAAGUAUCUGAAAUGGCGACACACUUCAAAUCCCUACUACCAGUUAUCGACAUCAGUCCUUUAGUGGUCAAAUGUGAUGAUUCCAACAUGGCUGAGGAUGCCGGCGUGGUUGAGGUUGUGAGAAAACUGGACAGGGCCUGUCGGGACGCCGGAUUCUUCUACGUAAUUGGUCAUGGAAUAUCGGAGGAUCUUAUAAGGAAGGUGAGAGUGAUGUCACAUGAAUUCUUCGAGCUUCCUUAUGAAGAGAAACUUAAGAUCAAGAUUACUCCAGCUUGUGGUUACAGAGGAUAUCAGAGAAUUGGACUAAACUUAACGAAUGGGAAACAAGAUAUGCACGAAGCCAUUGAUUGUUACAAAGAGUUUAAUGAAGGGAAGUAUGGGGACCUUGGAAAGGUUUUGGAAGGGCCAAACCAGUGGCCAGAUAAUCCACAAGAGUACAAAGAGUUGAUGGAGGAGUAUAUUAAGCUCUGCAUUGAUCUUUCUAGAAAUAUCUUAAGGGGAAUCUCAUUAGCCCUUGGUGGAUCACCUUAUGAGUUUGAAGGAAAGAUGAUGAGAGACCCUUUUUGGAUCAUGCGUAUUCUUGGUUAUCCAGGUGUUAACCAAGAAAAUGUUAUCGGAUGUGGAGCUCACACUGACUAUGGCUUGUUGUCGCUUAUAAAUCAAGAUGAUGACAAAACUGCUCUUCAGGUGAGAGACUUAGCCGGCGAUUGGAUACCAGUUAUUCCGAUUCCUGGAUCAUUUGUCUGUAACAUCGGUGAUAUGCUAAAGUUUCUUUCUAACAGAGUUUACGAAUCCACACUUCAUAGAGUGAUCAAUAACUCUCCUCGAUACCGUGUUUGCGUCGGAUUCUUCUACGAGACUAACUUCAACGCGGUGGUGGAGCCAUUGGAUAUCUUCAAAGAGAAGUACUCAGGAAAAGGAACAUCUCGAGUUUUCAAAAGAGUUGUCUAUGGAGAGCAUCUGGUUCACAAACUCCAGACCACCUUUGCAAAUUUAGUAGAACACAGUUAAUGUGGUUUGUUGGACUUUGGAUGGUCACUGUACUUUUAACUAAUUUGGAUUUCGAGUUUAAUAAAAUUAAAAUAAAUGA